Molecule: messenger RNA, 1437 nt
Organism: Cyphellophora attinorum
Lineage: Eukaryota; Fungi; Ascomycota; Eurotiomycetes; Chaetothyriales; Cyphellophoraceae
Product: Indoleamine 2,3-dioxygenase 1
Exons: 1
Coding region: 1-1437 (478 amino acids)
Molecular function (GO): metal ion binding; heme binding
Source: RefSeq, a predicted model, not a curated record
AUGUCGGACUUCCAAGAAGACCCUCCCCUCCCACAACUGUCCGCAAUCUUCCCGCAUCUUGAGCAGGAGCCCACCACCCUGCCAGAUGGUCUCGACCCUUUCACCAUUACAACAAAGACCGGCUUCUUGCCUUCACGUGCCCCGCUGGUCGACCUCCCCGCCGAAUUCAAUGCAUUGUCGAGCAUCAUCAACGACAUGCCCGUCACCAAAUUGGACGGCACACCAGGCCUCCUGGCCGAAUACAAGCUCUGCUCUCUCAUCGACAGCGGCGCCCUCCCAGACCUAACCUUGCACGUCCGCUCCCUCUGCAAUGCACCCAACCCCAACAUGGAACUCAUCACCGCCCUCUUCCGAGACUACUCCUUCCUCGCAUCCUCCUACCUCCUCGAACCCUGCUGGCAAACCUGGAACAAAGACCCCUCCAACGGCUACGGUCUCGGCCGCGAAAUCCUUCCACGCUGCAUCGCUGGCCCACUCAUGCGCACAGCCGAGCUACUCGACAUCCCCGCCUUCAUGAGCUACGCGGCCAGCUACGCCCUCUACAACUACCGUCUUGUCGACCCCAAAAUCGGCCCCUCAGAGUACUCCAACCUCCGCCUCAUCCGCGCCUUCGAAUAUGGCCUCGACCCAAAAUCAUCCGAAGCCGGCUUCAUCCUAACGCACAUCAACAUGGUCCAAGAGACCGGCCCACUCGUCUCCGGCGCCGCGAGCCUCCUCAACGCAGUCGAAACAUCCAGCCCCACCGCCGCCAAAUCCGCCUUCCAAACCAUGCUGACAGCCAUGGCCAAGAUCGAAGCCGCAAUGGAGAACAUGUGGUCCCACUCCCUACCAAAGGACUACAUCAGCUACCGCACCUUCAUCUUCGGUAUCACCUCACAGUCCAUGUUUCCCAACGGGGUGGUUUACGAAGGCGAGAACGACGGCAAGCCGCUGUAUUUUCGUGGGGAAAGUGGCGCGAAUGAUAGCAUCAUCCCGCUACUGGAUUACCUGUGUGAAAUUCCUAUGCCGAAGAACCCGCUCACAGAUAUCUUGGUUGAUUUCCGCCGCUAUCGCCCGAAACCGCAUCGGCAGUUUCUCGGGUGGGUCAUGUCUAAAGCUGCGGAAGUGCGUGUGCGCGAGUUUUGUAUCAAAGAUCUGGAGGUCGCGCAGCUGUACCUCAAGCUGCUGGACCAUGUGAGGAGUUUUCGGUGGCGGCACUGGCUGUUUGCGCGGGAGUAUAUAAUUAAGAGGACAGCGCAUCCAACGGCGACGGGCGGGAGUCCGAUUGUGACGUGGUUGCCGAAUCAGUUGAUGGCGGUGAUGAAGCUGCAGGAGGAGGUGUAUCAUAAAAGUGGGCUGAAGCAGAAGGUGGAAGCUGGAGGCGGCAAUGGGUUGGAUUUUGUGAAGAAGCUGAUGGACAAUGUCAAGGACAGCAUAUCAAGCUGGACAAGGAGGUGA